AUGGAUCUUGUAGGACCAUCAAAGAUAUGUUUAGGAAAAAACCAGCGACCAAUGGGUGGAGUGACACCUGCUAAAAAAGUUCAAAUCCAUGAUCCUCAGAAAGAGAAGCCUACAAAAGCGGCACCUUUUGAAGCUUUACUCGCAAGAAAAUCUUCCCCUAUUGUCGGCUCAGGUGGUAUCCCUUGUGUUAAUGAUGACGGUAAACAGUUCACCAUUAAAAAAUAUGACAAGAGUAUUCAGCAAAGCUUAAACCUUGAUUGUAAAUUUUUACCGUGUUCAAUUACUACUUGGAGGGGUCAAUUCCAAAUUCUUCAUACUGCUGCACCUAGCAAGUUUUAUGAUGGGUUUGAAGCCCAACCACCAUUCAUUGUUAAUGGGAAAGCAUUUGCAUUUUCGAGAGAAAUGCCAUCGGUUCUUCAAUUGGAGUCCGGUCCUGCUUUGAAGGUCUUGAUUGACAUAUUCCAAGAUGAUUCUCCUAAGCUUCAGGAUAUUGCACUGUACUUCUUUCCAUCAGAACAAACUGAGAGGUCAAGAAUGAACCUGAAUAGUAUAUUGAAGCUUAUGAAAGAUGAAAAAACAAUGCUGAGAAGUUAUAUUAAUGGAGUGGAGUUGCUGAUGUUUACCUCAAAUCAACUUGGCAUGGACUCAAGGGGUGCUAUUGCUGCAAUAAACGAUGGACAUUUCCUGUGGGGAUUAUUUCGCAAAAGGAAAAUUGAUAAAACUAUUGAAAGAGUACCUAAAUUGGAGCCACUUGAUAUGGACUUUGAUAUGUCUGGAGGGAAGGAUGCGAUGGGAAGAACUUGUCACCUUGGACUAGUUACACCCAAAUUGGAGUUUGAUAACAAUCUGGGUGUUCCUCCAGGCUUUGAAGAAUAA
Vigna angularis (adzuki bean) is the source of this 876-nucleotide messenger RNA. RefSeq lists its product as uncharacterized. The transcript is spliced from 5 exons. The coding region runs from base 1 to 876 and encodes 291 amino acids. The record is from RefSeq and is a predicted model, not a curated record. Lineage: Eukaryota; Viridiplantae; Streptophyta; Magnoliopsida; Fabales; Fabaceae.